CGUCACAAAGACUUAAAAUCCUCUAAAUCGUAAAAUAUGUAUUGAAGUAUUCUAUCUACUACUGAAAUAGCAAGAGGUCGAUAAAUAGUAGUUAUAAAUUAAUUGCGUUCAAAGUUGGUUGAGGUCUACGGCAUUAUAAAUACGAUGGAUAAUUCAGAUAAUAAUGCUUGGGUGUUUGAUUCACUGGUGGGAUUUCUUCAUGGACCUGUUUGGAAUGUACCACUACAGACCUUCAUUGAAGAGAAAUCUCUACCCUUCGAGCCGACUGAUUCUGGGGAGGUCCUGGACAGACCUGAAUACAAGAAAAUCCACGAUGAAUACCGCAAUUUGGUGGACGUGAUGCUCGGUUCGUUCAUGGACGAUAUCGGCAUCACAGCUGAUCAGUUCGAAGCUGCAUGCCGUCUCUCCGCACGAGACCUGGCAGGAUUACCUGCGCACUUCCAUCGCCGACUCUUUGAGCAAAUUUGGGCGGCAAAUGAUUACGAAAUGUUCGUCAAGAUGAUGACGCAUAAAAACGUGGAACUGCAACUUCAGGCGCUGGAACUUAUCGAGAGACGAUUUGGGACUAUGCCUAGCAUCUUUUCUGCCGAUCCCGAGGACUUGGAUUCUUCGAGGAGUGACGAAAGUGAAGACUGGCCUGACAACGACGACGUAAUGACCGAAAUCAAAAAACUGCAAAUAGACGAAAUCGAGGGUCAAGAUGAGGUCGUAGCCGUACCGCCAGAGGAAAUGGUGGCGGAGAAACAGACUCUGCUUUCGAAACUGCACAGCUUUGAAAAGAAGGACGAGCUUCUGGACAAAAAGCAGUUGAGUCCAGAGGCCGUAGUCAAACCAACUGUUAUUGAACCUCCAAAACCACCGCCGAAGAAAGCACAGGUGAAACAAGUAAGUGAGGAGGAAGUGCGGGCUAGACAAGAAUACCUGAAGCAGCAGCGUGAUAAGCUGCUGGCGUUGAAGAAGCAAGUUCGUGAGAAGCGAUUGGAUGCCGCAGACACCGGACUUGAAUCUGGAGGUGGUGAAGGUUCUAAAGGCAGUGUGGGCCGACCUCGCUCAGCAAAAGUGGCCCAGGCGGCGUUGAAGGGGACCCCGCCGCCACCGCCUCCUGACGCCAUGCAGCUACGACGAGCGCUCGCCUCCAAACUCAAGACUGAGGUGGUAGAGUCCAACCACUGAACUAGUUGGAUUGGCGCUGUUGUUGUUGGCCGAUAAUCGUCUGUACAUCGAUUAUUUUCUAAGCCUCUAAAAUAAUAAAUCUAAAUAUCGAUAUGGCUAUCGAUUAAAGCGAUACUAUCGAUAUUGAAAAUUCUACAAUUGUAUCGAUUUUAAUCUAAUAAUUGUUAAGAUAUAAUCGAUUAUAUCGCUACUAUCGAUUGAUAAUAAUCAAAUAAUAGGUAAAAUAGUAUUGUUCAUCCAGAUUAUGCAACAAUACUAUCUUAACCAAUACCUCGAUAUAAUCCUCUUUUUCGAUAUAUGUAGAUCAAGUCGAUACUAUCGAUAGGCAUAUUGUUAUUUACAUUAUUUAGGGGGCCCAUAAUCGAUUAUUCGGCAACACUACACUGAGCAAACACGUGUGUUCUAUAUAAUAAUCUUAUUUAUUGAUGUGAUUUUAACUUAUUA
This is a messenger RNA of Pectinophora gossypiella (pink bollworm), 1617 nucleotides long. RefSeq names its product cilia- and flagella-associated protein 36. Bases 145 to 1173 code for a protein of 342 amino acids. Gene Ontology annotation, cellular component: axoneme; ciliary base. NCBI's taxonomy places the organism in Eukaryota, Metazoa, Arthropoda, Insecta, Lepidoptera, Gelechiidae. The transcript is spliced from 7 exons. The record is from RefSeq and is a predicted model, not a curated record.